AUGUCGUUGAUAAUACCAGAGAAGUUCCAACACAUUCAUCGUGUUAUGAACACAAACAUCGAUGGUAAUCGCAAGGUGCCGUACGCUCUCACCGCUAUCAAGGGUGUUGGGCGACGCUUUGCGUUCCUCUGUUGCCGUAAGGCCGAUAUCGAUGUGUCCAAACGCGCAGGAGAACUUUCCGAAGAUGAUUUUGAGAAGAUUGUCACAAUUAUGCAGAAUCCAGCACAAUAUAAAAUCCCUAAUUGGUUCCUCAACAGACAAAAGGAUAUCAAGGAUGGAAAAUAUUCACAGCUCCUCUCUACCGGUGUCGACAAUAAGCUCCGUGAAGAUCUCGAGCGUCUGAAGAAGAUUCGCUUGCACAGAGGUCUUCGUCACUACUGGGGACUUCGUGUUCGAGGUCAGCACACGAAAACCACUGGACGCAAGGGACGCACUGUUGGUGUGUCGAAGAAGAAGGGAGGAUAA
This is a messenger RNA of Haemonchus placei, 465 nucleotides long. The record is from the annotation of a GenBank genome assembly. NCBI's taxonomy places the organism in Eukaryota, Metazoa, Nematoda, Chromadorea, Rhabditida, Trichostrongylidae.